This is a messenger RNA of Fimicolochytrium jonesii, 1457 nucleotides long. RefSeq lists its product as uncharacterized. NCBI's taxonomy places the organism in Eukaryota, Fungi, Chytridiomycota, Chytridiomycetes, Spizellomycetales, Powellomycetaceae. The coding region runs from base 166 to 1086 and encodes 306 amino acids. The transcript has 4 exons. The record is from RefSeq and is a predicted model, not a curated record.
GGGUAGACCGAAGGCACGACUCAGUCACCUUGGCAAAACGAGCCGAUCGAUCUUCGUGGAUGGGUUCGACCUGCAUAUAUAUACGUAGUUGAAAGCGGAGUAGAAGGGCGUUCCCGACGCACAUCUCCUCCCCCUUUCACUCUCACUCUGAGCCUCACACCGAUCAUGCUCACUCUCCGCUCAUUCCCCGUAGCCUCGCCAGCAGACGCUGCCAGAGCAACAAUCGUUAGACCCGUGCUUCGCCGACUGGAGCUCAGCUUCAACAGCAACGGAAACAACGAUCAGAUCUGCAAUCUGUUCGCAAAGGCGCUGCGUCUCACAGAUUUUGACCACUCUCACAUCACGGAAGAAGAGCGAGCGGCCGUGCGCUUGAUACUCACGGCCAUCGGCCCGAUCACCGUUGCUUGUGCAAAAUGGAACCUUCGCAACCAGCAACAGCCCGUCUUCUGUUUCGGUGGGACAUCUGCUGAGGAGCAUGUAGCUCGAGUAGCUCAUUCUUGUGCCAAACCUCUUUCUGUUCAGUUCUUGGAAGCAGGCCCCGCCAUAUCAAACCAUGGUAGCCAUCCCUUCGCGAAGUCGUCGCCGUCGUCCGAUGGAGCUUGUCUCCGCAGACACAUGCACAAGGCCUUGCCGGGGUUGGUGGAGAAGCUUGUUGGUGGAACGAUCGCCCCGAGUUCGCUCGUUUCCAAAUCUGGGAGUCAAAAACCAGCGACUUUCAACUUGCGUUCAACUUGCGAUGGAACGGGAACGGAUUACCUGUCAUACACCACUCAAUGCCUAGCUGAGCAUGAUCCCAAGACCUUUCCAUUCGCCAGAACAAACCACAAAACAACUCAUCAGCGACAUUACGCUUCUCCGCCAACUGCCUUCCAUCUAUUCAGGCCUACUUCCGUUCAGCGGCUACGGUUGAGCCCACCACCGCGCGGGGAACGUGGAGCUGUUUUCAAAGGGAAGUCGUUCGUAUUGAGGGUGGCUGUGGGACGAUGCGCGAUGUUUGAAGUGACUGAGAGGAUUUUCUUACGUGCCUAUUUGCCUCCCGCUGUAUUGAGACAUCGCUUAUUAGUCUGGAUCCUUGAAGAGCCGUAGGGCCUUGUUCUUCAAAUCCGCUCUAUCAGCUCCCGAUAUGUUUGUUUUCUUUGGGGUCAGGUCUGGGCCCCAUUCCCUGCCGCAUCCGCAGACAGCGACAUGCGGAAGCGGCCAAACGACCUUGUAUGCACGGAGUAGCGCCUGCGCGCCGGUUGUUGGAAAGCCCAUGGUUGACUGUCAGUUGGACGCGCUGUCGAAAUCGGGGUGAGCUCCUCCGCUCAAUAUUCUUUCUUGCGCCGCAAACUUUCCAUUGUGCACUUCAAAUCCAGCUAUGAGUGAUGUUAAUUUUGCCCCGGGAACUGCAUCGCGAGCGUUGUGUACCGUAGGAAUGUUUGGGUGGUCAACGGACGGUUGAGUUCUGCCAUCCUCAC